AACGUCGAGAGUUUCACCUUGGAGUCUUAAAGUCCGCUUUUAUCAUGUGAAAGAAAUGUCAUUCUGAAAUGUUAUCAUUCCAAUUGUUGCUGUCUCGAGAUGGAGUGGAUGUUUUGAUGGUGUUGUGACAAGCAUACCAACACACCCUCGCCACAUCCACAACAGCCGACGUGUUUUGAUUUGCUUUAAAUCAUCGCUGUCACAGCGAGGCUGUCUAAUGUUAUAAAAUUAGUUUUCGUUUUACGUCUCGGGUUUUUGAACAGCAACAGCGAAAUGUGACGUGGGCUGACCGCGCCACUCUAGACCUGACUAGGCAAACACAGACAGGCCGAGCCGGCGACGCGUUGCCUCCCCUUGCAGACAUUUUGUAGCUGGAGUUGUCGUCCCCGCGCGGGUUGUCCGCCCCAUAUAAUAGCAGAACUGAGUCGUCUGACUUGAUUCUAUUAGCGGCCUCAAGAUCACACGCCACAUGGACUAUUCUAUACCCCAUUUAGGUCCCGUGGUAGUGACGUCACCAGCAUGAGAUGACCUGACGGGCCAUGGCCAACUACGUCAAGCGGCUGCGGGCCUGCCUGGCCCCCCUCCUCCUCAUCUACACCGUGUCCGUCACCUACUUCCUCGCCCAGACGGCCUGGGGUAACGCCCCCGAGGAGGGCGUGUCCAACCGGAAGCACCCAGCCGUCAUUGACGUCUUGGUGCAGGAGGAGAGACGUCACCUGAGGAGUUUCCAGGACAUCGUCCAGAGCAACCGGGAUUCGAACCCGCCCUCUUACAUCGCUGGCAGAACACGUCGGAACCUCCAGGUGACCAACUCCAGCGUCAUGGACCAGGUGUUGAUUCUAGACGAGAUGGGGACAGACGGAGUCAGGGAAGACGCAGGCAGCGUCAGACACCCUGGUGACGUCACAGUUGCCAGCGACGAGGGACUGGUCGGAAAAAGUGACCGCGACCUCGGACAGAAUUCCGACUCGCAGAAGCAGACGUUCACAGACACGAAGCAGACGUUCAAAGUGGAGGUGGAGCAGUGGGACCACGGGGAGGGGCAUAGGGGAGGUCACGUGAUGAACAAGGCGGUCCACAGACCGGCGCCCAGUCUCCCGAAAUGGCCGGCCCAGCAGAAGAUCGGCCCCCGACACGCCGAGGUCAAAUACUCCAUCGAAUACUGCGACGGCAUCUUCAAAGACCUGGGUACCACCAGCAACAUCUGCGAGAGAAGGCUGGCCACUGAAGGUUCUGACCAGCACAUCCCGCCCAGCAAAACUUCCUUGUCUUUCAUCGUCCUGGGGGACGUCUACAUCUUCUCGUCCUUUCUCGACACGAGGGUCACCCCGCCCUUGGUUCGUUUCAUUACCAUAGGGAUUCAAGGUCGCGACCUGACGAAAUCCUACUAUUGGUGUGUUUUUGAUGUUCCAGUCAGAGGAAGUAACGACACACACACGGACACACACACGGACACAGCGACACACACGGACACAGCGACACAGCUGGAGUACUGGGCAGCCAGCGACGGACAUAAAAAACCUGCCCAGUUUUACAUCCUGUCAUGUCCGGUUCCAGACCUCGCCCUGCCGUCCUUCUACUGGCGGCACCAGGGGACGAUCCGUGUGGUCAUCGGUGACCAGCACAGCCCGCGGCUCAACCCCGGCCAGGUGGGCGUCACCGUCCCCGUGGUCAACAACCUGGCGGGGUCAGCUCGACCCAGGGGCGGUAACUCGUCAGGAAACAAGCGGGAGUAUUUCCAAAAGAUGGAGCAGGACCUACAGCUGUUGACCAACGUCAUACAGGCAGAUAACAACGACGAUGAAGAUGUUAGUGUAGAUAAUAAAAACAACGGCGAUGAUAAUAUCAAUAACGGUAACAAAUUCUUUUUCCAAACCCCAAACUUGGAACAGCCUGAUGGCGAUGUAAAUAAUAAAAAUGUAAACAUUUUCGCCGAACCGGAAGUGGAGAACUCUGAGUCAUUUUCGGAAAUUUCCGACUACAAAAUUGUUGCCUGCGUGGCCCCACUUCAGGGCAACAUCGGGGUCAUCCAGCUGAUUGAGUUCAUAGAGCUUCAGCUGUUGCUAGGCAACCACCACAUCGUCUUCUACGCAUUCCAAAGCUCGGAAGAGAUGAGCAGCAUCUUGCGGAUGUACGAGAGGCGAGGCCUGGCGACUGUCCUGGCCUGGAAAGUUCCGAGCCCUGGCUCCAUCUGGGCCAACGGUCGAGACGUGGCCCUCAACGACUGCCUGUACCGGACCAUGCAUUUAUUCCACUACGCCAUCUUUCUAGACAUCGACGAGUUCUUCGUCCCGAGGGCCACGCCGGACAUGCCGUCCUUCCUGCGCUACCUGAAGGCCGUGCACCACUUCAACGCUUCCAGAAUCUCCGACCUGGUCUUCAGCUCGGCCUACUUCCCGGCGCCCACCAAGCAGGAGUACAAGAACGUCAGCCUGGCGCCAGACUUCACCAAGGACGUCAGCCGCAUGGCCACCCUGAAGAGCGUGUUCAGGUCGUACCACAACCAGCAGCACACGCUGCGCAUGCUCAGGGGCGAGAAGGCGUUUCGAGUGGGGCCGGGGGAGCGCCGGAAGACGUCGUUCAACAUCAGCCCGCGCUACGCCGCUGUACACCACUACAGCUUCUGUCCGCGGGUCACGGCUGACCCAGGCAAGACCCAGGCUGGUCUUAACGUCAGUAAAACUUUCAACGACAACAACGUUUUGACGCAAAAUCAAAAUACCGGGGAGUCAAGACAACAGAUUCCCCGCGAAGACAAGGCAGCUGUUUCCGGUGACCUGACGAAAGGUCACGUUUUAGUGACGUCAUCGCCGGCAAGCACGGCCCCUGUGGAUAUGUGCCUACACAAAAAGGUGGAUUGGAUUAUGUGGAGGUACAAGGCCAAGUUAAUCGAACGGACUAAAGAAAGUAUUCGCCGCCUAAACAAAGGUUCAGGGUGAAGUGGGUCAAGUGGGAGUUGCCAGAUAAAUAUUUAUAAAAGCUGCCGAACGGGACCUGGGUCACGCGACAAACAAAAUUAAAAACCUGCUUUGUAGAUCGCUCGGCUAGUUUUGACAAAUCGGGCUUUGUAAAUAGCCUGUGUAAAUGGUAGGUGUAAAUGGUCGGCAUAAAUGGACGGUGUAAAUGUUUGAUGUGAAACAUGGGUGUGAGUGUUAUAAUUACGGCUGAUUUUAAACGAGCCAUUGAUGGAGGUUUGGUCCCUCCUCAGCAAACGUGACCAGUUCGUCGGUUCAACAUCCACGCUAACCUUGACCUUUUGACACGUCGGCCUCUGUACCACGUGAUGUUGACCCGUAUACGCAGACAACUAGGCCGUUGUUCAUCUCAUGUAACUGACCCAGUAACCCCUCCCUCCCCCCCUCCUCACUCCAACCUGGAGUGUCAGAGACCACAGGAAAACAACUGGGAUGUGACGUCAUGGGGCCAAUGUGCUGGCUCGUGCAACACCACAACACCGAUAUCUGAUUGGAUGUUUGAUCUCUACCGUCUAGAACGUAUAGCAGUGGUCAAACUUCACACGGCCAAAUUUUUAUCAGUAUCAUAUUAGACGGUCAAUUUUGUACCAGUAGCAAACUUUAUUCGGCCAAGUUUGUAAGAGAAGCAAAGAUUUAGUCAGUAGCAAACUUAAGACGGCCUAGAAUGUAUCAGUUUCAAACUUCAGAAAGUUUAUUUUAGCAACAGGCUAAUUUUUUACCCUCUCCCCCCCCCCCCCAUCCGCCUCCCCCUGCCCGCCGGGGUGGAGUGACAGACGCCUUACGUCACACCAGCAGACGGUACACAUGGCCUGACAUUGUGGCGGGAUUUUUUCGCGGGCUGUCGUCUGCAAAAGGUCUUCGCUGUGGCAUAAAGCACACAGGUUUUGCUAACGACAAGCACACGUUGCCUAUGUACACCUUGAAAAUAAAUACAAAAGCUAUUUAUAAAUGUUGAAGAAUU
This is a messenger RNA of Physella acuta, 3936 nucleotides long. RefSeq lists its product as uncharacterized. The record is from RefSeq and is a predicted model, not a curated record. Gene Ontology annotation, cellular component: cytoplasm. Lineage: Eukaryota; Metazoa; Mollusca; Gastropoda; Physidae. Gene Ontology annotation, molecular function: glycosyltransferase activity.